CAAACGCGGUUAUCCAUAAAUAAGCCGAAACAAAAGGGAUGCAUAAUGCAUCAUGCGAUACUCCCUUCAACUAACAUAAAUUGUUGAAGACAAAUUAAUGUCUGAUCCCCAACAAAGGAAUCAAAACAAUUCAAUUCGAAGAUGCCUUCGUCGUCAUUUAGCUUCGUGUCGUUGUACAGCAAGUACAUCCGACGAUGUUUUACGAGCGCUGGGCUCUGGUCGCAGGCCCUGAGCGUGGACAAGGACGGCGAAACCACGAUGCACUUUUGGGGCCCGAGAAAAGUCGAAGCGGCCCAGAAGCCCUCCCUGGUUCUGAUCCACGGGUUUGGGCCCGCGGCCAUGUGGCAAUGGCGUCGCCAGGUGAAGUUCCUGGCCCCACACUUCAACCUAUACGUCCCCGACCUCGUAUUCUUCGGAGGGUCGCACACGAAGUCGGGGGAAAGAAGCGAAAUGUUUCAGGCAGCGUCGGUGGGUAAACUUUUGGACAAAUUGGAGGUAGAAAAGUUCCACGUGGUGGGGACCAGCUAUGGGGGCAUGGUGGCUUAUAAUUUGGCUAAGAUGUUGGGCCAAGAGAGGGUGCAAAAAGUAGUUAUUGCUAGCUCCGGUGUGAAUAUGACGAUGAGUAGCAACACGGCGUUGGUGCAAAGUUCUGAAAUGGAGAGCAUCGAUGACCUCAUGUUGCCUACCAAGCCCCACCAAUUGCGAAAAUUGAUGUCUCUUUCCAUCUACAACCCUCCCCCGCUAGUGCCCGAUUUUAUGCUCAAAGCCUUCAUAGACGAAUUAUACGGAGAAAAUAAGAAGGAAAAAUUGGAGCUUCUAAAAGGGAUAACCAUCGGAAGGAAUGAUACUUCAAAUGUUUCACCUCUUCAACAGGAGGUUCUCAUAGUCUGGGGGGAACAAGACCAGAUAUUUCCCGUGCAAUUGGCCCAUGAACUGAAAGAGGUAAUAAGUAAGAAUGCAAGAUUGGAAUUGAUAAAGGAAACAUCCCAUGUGCCUCAAAUGGAAAAGCCAGGAGAAUUCAACAAUAUUAUCCUAAAUUUCUUACAAGGGAGUUCUUGAUUAUUUUUUAUGAGCGUUAUUGUUGUAUAUAUUAUGGGCAUUUUUGUCUGCAUAACUAUUUUUGUGAGAUAUUAUUCAUUUUUCAAUCCAUGUACUAAUAAUUAAGCUUCAUUAAAAAUUAAUAUUGUUUAUGUCA
Molecule: messenger RNA, 1195 nt
Organism: Glycine soja
Lineage: Eukaryota; Viridiplantae; Streptophyta; Magnoliopsida; Fabales; Fabaceae
Product: 4,5:9,10-diseco-3-hydroxy-5,9,17-trioxoandrosta-1(10),2-diene-4-oate hydrolase-like
Exons: 4
Coding region: 142-1059 (305 amino acids)
Source: RefSeq, a predicted model, not a curated record